This is a messenger RNA of Larimichthys crocea (large yellow croaker), 333 nucleotides long. Its product is annotated as alpha-2-macroglobulin-P-like. The record is from RefSeq and is a predicted model, not a curated record. The transcript is spliced from 5 exons. Bases 1 to 333 code for a protein of 110 amino acids. Lineage: Eukaryota; Metazoa; Chordata; Actinopteri; Sciaenidae.
AUGUCGUUCUCUUAUGAAGAAAAUGGUAAAAACCUCAAAAAUUCUUGCACUUCAGAGUCAUCACAAGGGACACAAAGUUCAGACUGUCAUCAGCUGUACGAUAUCAUUGAAAUUGAGGAUUCUGCCCAAAACAGGAUUGGACAGUGGUUGAAUGAAACAUCCAACGGUAAAAUAUUGCAGCUGUCUUACUCCUUGAACUCUGAGGCCCGUGAGGGAAGUUACCAGGUUAUUGUGUCGAUUGGUGAAGUUAAACUGUAUCAUAGCUUCAAGGUGGAGAAAUAUGUUUUGCCCAAAUUUGAUGUAAAAAUAAUUCAGCUGAUGAUGUAUUAUUGA